Molecule: messenger RNA, 183 nt
Organism: Penicillium verhagenii
Lineage: Eukaryota; Fungi; Ascomycota; Eurotiomycetes; Eurotiales; Aspergillaceae
Exons: 1
Coding region: 1-183 (60 amino acids)
Source: RefSeq, a predicted model, not a curated record
AUGUCUACCACCGAGCCUUCUACAAAGCCUCUUGCCACUACCGACCACCCAUGCCCUGUCCAAGCCAUCAAAGUUACAGUGCAUACCACUGGGUUCUUCUUUGAAGGCGACACACGAAGCGGGAAUCACGCCUCCAUCUACCUUUUGAUACCCAAUGGAGACUCAGUUCAGUUGAAUAUGUAG